Neopelma chrysocephalum (saffron-crested tyrant-manakin) is the source of this 752-nucleotide messenger RNA. Its product is annotated as endo-1,4-beta-xylanase B-like. The record is from RefSeq and is a predicted model, not a curated record. The annotation marks the transcript as partial. The transcript is spliced from 5 exons. Lineage: Eukaryota; Metazoa; Chordata; Aves; Passeriformes; Pipridae.
AUCAUCCCGGGUGGUUCCCAGAUCUGGAUUGUCCUGGAUCCUCCUGGAUCAUCCUGGGUUGAUCCCGGAUCCUCCUGGAUCAUCCUGGGUGGUUCCCAGAUCCAGAUUGUCCCAGGUCGAUCCUGGAUCAUCCCGGGUCAGUCCCGAAUCAUCCCGGGUGGUUCCCACAUCCAGAUUGUCCCAGGUCAGUCCCAGAUCCUCCCAAGUGGUUCCCACAUCCGGAUUGUCCCGGGUCAGUCCUGGAUCCUCCCGGGUGGUUCCCAGAUCCAGAUUGUCCCGGGUCAGUCCCGGAUCAUCCCAGGUGGUUCCCAGAUCCGGAUUGUCCCGGGUCGAUCCCGGAUCAUCCCACGUGGUUCCCAGAUCUGGAUCAUCCUGGGACAGUCCCAGAUCCUCCUGGAUCAUCCCAGGUGGUUCCCAGAUCCGGAUCAUCCUGGGUUGGUCCCGGAUUCUCCUGGAUCAUCCCACGUGGUUCCCGGAUCCAGAUCGUCCCAGGUCGGUCCUGGAUCCUCCCGGCUCAUCCCGGGUGAUCCCAAACCGUCCUCCAUCCUCCCGGGAUCCUCCUGGAUCCGGAUUUUCCCGGAUUGUCCCAGUUCCGGAUUGUCCUGGAUGGUCCCACCGGGCCCUUCCCGGGUUUUCCCGGAUUUUUCCGGAUUUUCCCGGCUCUCCCUUCCCUCCUCCCCCCCCCCCGCGGUCGCUGUCACUGGAUCGUUCCCAGCAGUCGAUAAUUAAUUAAUAAAUUAAAUCCAACGGGA